AGUAGAUCUGAAACGAAAACCAAAACAUUACGUAUAGAGAUAAUACAAAGAAAAGAAAAACAAUUAUUCGUCAAGCACGAAACGAACUUUAAUUGCGAAUUGCAAAAUAUUUACAUUAUUGAAGUCUCAAACUUGCAUCUAAGUUCGGGAUAAGAAAAUACAAAUUAAAAUCAACAUGUCACAUUCCGCCAGAGGAGUCGAUGCUUCGGCUUCGGUCAGCGCUUCCUCGACCAGUGGUCCUCAGCCACUUGUUAAAAUUGGACACUAUUCUUUGGGAGCAACUUUAGGAACUGGAACAUUUGGAAAAGUUAAAAUCGGUGAACAUCAGCUAACGAAGCACAAAGUUGCAAUUAAGAUUUUAAAUAGACAAAAGAUCAAGAGUCUCGAUGUUGUCGGGAAAAUCAGAAGGGAAAUACAAAACUUAAAAUUGUUCAGGCAUCCUCAUAUAAUAAAGUUAUAUCAGGUCAUCUCCACACCAAGUGAUAUCUUUAUGAUAAUGGAAUAUGUAAGUGGUGGAGAGCUUUUCGAUUAUAUAGUAAAAAAUGGCAAGCUGCAAGAACAUGAAGCCCGACGUUUCUUUCAACAAAUUAUAUCAGGAGUUGACUAUUGCCAUCGGCAUAUGAUAGUCCAUCGGGACUUGAAGCCAGAAAACCUGCUGCUUGAUCACAAUAUGCAUGUAAAGAUCGCUGAUUUUGGCCUUUCGAAUAUGAUGUUGGAUGGAGAGUUUUUGCGCACCUCAUGUGGUUCUCCUAACUAUGCUGCACCUGAGGUUAUUUCUGGAAAACUGUAUGCUGGACCCGAGGUAGACAUAUGGUCAUGUGGAGUGAUUCUGUACGCUUUGUUAUGCGGCACUCUUCCUUUCGAUGAUGAGCAUGUGCCAACACUAUUUAGGAAAAUAAAAUCCGGUAUUUUUCCUAUUCCCGAGUAUUUAAACAAACAGGUUGUUAACCUGGUGUGUCAGAUGCUGCAAGUCGAUCCUCUUAAAAGAGCUAAUAUUGAAGAAAUAAAGAAACACGAUUGGUUUCAAAAAGAUCUUCCAUCAUACCUCUUUCCAUCUUCAAUUGAACAGGAUAGCAAUGUAAUCGAUACCUAUGCUGUUUCGGAGGUUUGUGGAAAAUUUGGGGUGAAGGAGACCGAAGUUCACAACGCCCUGUUGAGUGGAGAUCCACACGAUCAGUUAGCCAUAGCUUAUCAUUUGAUUAUAGACAAUAAGCGCUUUGCUGAUGAACAAGCUAAAGCAGAAAUUACUAAUUUCUUUGUGGCCGGAAGCCCUCCGCCCGUUGUCCACUCACCAAAUGAAAGGUCACACGAUGCGGCCAGUGCUCUUAAUUCUGGUACCGCAGGAGCAGGAGUGAAUUCCAGCUUUAGGCCUCACCCAGAGCGAAUCGCUCCUCUAAGAGACCGUCAAUUUGCAAUGUCAGCUUUAAAUUCGACCUUUUCUGAUAGACCGAAAGGAACGCCAAUCAAACGAGCAAAAUGGCAUUUAGGUAUUCGUUCGCAAAGUAAACCAAACGAUAUUAUGCUUGAAGUGUAUAGAGCAAUGAAGGCAUUGGAUUAUGAAUGGAAAAUUAUAAAUCCAUAUCAUGUACGUGUCCGGCGGCAAAAUCAUCUCAAUGGGAAAUUCUCCAAGAUGUCUUUACAGCUAUAUCAAGUCGAUGCUAAGAGUUAUUUGCUCGAUUUUAAGUCACUCACUAAUGAUGAAGUAGAACAGGGUGAUGAUGUCAUUAUGGAAAGCCUUACUCCACCACCAAUAAUGAACAGUGGUAUUAUGCCACAACAACCAACAGGACACCACACUAUGGAAUUUUUCGAAAUGUGUGCUGCUCUUAUUAUUCAAUUGGCACGUUAGUCUUACUGUUGUCCCGCUAGCGACUUUGUUUAAAGUAUAUACAUACAUACCUAAAUAAAAAUUUAAUUAUAUUACCAAAAUA
Molecule: messenger RNA, 1931 nt
Organism: Eupeodes corollae
Lineage: Eukaryota; Metazoa; Arthropoda; Insecta; Diptera; Syrphidae
Gene: AMPKalpha
Product: 5'-AMP-activated protein kinase catalytic subunit alpha-2
Exons: 2
Coding region: 176-1849 (557 amino acids)
Biological process (GO): intracellular signal transduction; protein phosphorylation
Cellular component (GO): cytoplasm
Molecular function (GO): ATP binding; protein serine/threonine kinase activity
Source: RefSeq, a predicted model, not a curated record